Molecule: messenger RNA, 1391 nt
Organism: Papaver somniferum (opium poppy)
Lineage: Eukaryota; Viridiplantae; Streptophyta; Magnoliopsida; Ranunculales; Papaveraceae
Product: DNA-(apurinic or apyrimidinic site) lyase-like
Exons: 9
Coding region: 100-1209 (369 amino acids)
Biological process (GO): base-excision repair
Cellular component (GO): nucleus
Molecular function (GO): DNA-(apurinic or apyrimidinic site) endonuclease activity; phosphoric diester hydrolase activity; double-stranded DNA 3'-5' DNA exonuclease activity
Source: RefSeq, a predicted model, not a curated record
CAGGCUCCCAGUACCUCUUUCCCCGUACCUGUGCUGCACAAAACCCUUGACUUUGAGUUCGAAAGGGAAGAACCUCAGUGUUUGUUUAUCAAAGAAAGGAUGAAACGAUUCUUCCAACCAGUUGAAAAAGAUGGAUCUCUUAAGAAGAAAUCCACUCUCACAACUUCUUCCUCACUUUCAAAAUCAGAAGAAAAAGAAGAACAAAAUGGGGAAAGUGUAGUAAUAACAGAAGAAAAAAGAGAACCUUUGAAGUUCAUAUCAUGGAAUGCAAAUAGUUUCUUGCUUCGUGUUAAAAAUAAUUGGCCAGAGUUUACUGAGUUUAUUGCAGUCUUUGAUCCUGAUGUCAUUGCUAUACAGGAAGUGAGAAUGCCUGCAGCUGGCUCUAAAGGUGGGGCUAAAAUUCAAGGAGAAGUGAAAGAUGAUACAAACUCUUCUCGGGAGGAAAAACAAACAUUGAUGCGUGCGCUUUCAAGUCCACUAUUUCGAAAUUACCAAGUUUGGUGGUCGCUAGCAGACUCAAAGUAUGCUGGGACUGCUUUAAUUGUGAAGAAGUGUUGCCAACCGAAAAAAGUCACCUUCUCGCUUGACCAAACAGCAUCCAAAAAGCACGAACCAGAUGGCCGGGUAAUUUUGGCUGAGUUUGAGUCUUUCCGAGUGCUGAAUACAUAUGUCCCAAAUAAUGGAUGGAAGGAUGAGGAAAAUUCUUUUCAAAGGAGAAGAAAAUGGGAUAAGAGAGUGCUUGAGUUUGUUUUACGGAGUUCUGAUAAGCCUUUGAUUUGGUGCGGCGACCUGAAUGUUAGCCAUGAAGAGCUUGAUGUGAGUCAUCCGGAUUUUUUUAGUAGUGCAAAGCUCAACGGUUAUGUUCCUCCUAACAAAGAGGAUUGUGGACAGCCUGGGUUUACUUUGAAUGAAAGGAACCGUUUCAGUACCAUUUUAUCCGAAGGAAAGCUGGUAGAUGCGUACAGAUCCCUACAUGAGGAAAAAGAUAUGGACAGUGGCUUCUCCUGGUCAGGAAAUCCCAUUGGGAGGUACCGGGGUAAGAGAAUGAGGAUAGACUAUUUUCUAGUUUCCGAGCCACUCAAAGAUAGGAUUGUAUCAUGUGAGAUGCAGGGCCACGGGAUUGAAUUAGAAGGAUUCUUUGGAAGUGAUCAUUGCCCUGUUACCCUAGAGCUCUCACAGAAAACUAGUAUAGAUUCUGCUGAAAGCUAGAUUUUAAUUUCUAUUUAUUUGAAUGGCAUUUGAAGACCAUAUUGAUGCCUCAAUGGCUUAUAAGAUCAUCUUCUACAUCAACUUAAGUAGAAAUUCUCUUUCAAAAAAAAAAAAAACUUAAGUAGAAAUUUUAUGUAUGUGAAUAUUUUGGUGUAUAGUAAGAAAAAUCAGCAGCUGAAAUA